AUGUACGUUUACGCCUUUCCUUUUACCUGGGCUAGUACGCUUGAGUAUGUCCUCUCCAUAGCCCAACGCGAACAAGCGUGCAUUGAAAACCUCCCACGGUUCCCCCGGCCAGAGGGAAUAUUUGGCGGACCAGGGUCCUAUCAACCGACGGCUGCAAAGAAACUUGCUGUCCUGCAAGACUUUCGAAAAGUGGCCUCUUUCUUGCUUCCCCGGGACAAGGCUGUCGAGAUCCCUGUGUUAUGGCACACGGAUCUGCACCCGGAUAACAUCUUUGUCGACCCAGACAAUCCUUCGAAGGUCGUUUCUAUCAUAGACUGGCAAUCGGUACAUAUCGCGCCUCUUUUCCAACAACCUGCAACCCCGGCGUUUCUAGACUUUGAGGGGCCGAAACCUGACGAGGGUGUCUCUGCCCCAUCUAUGCCAGAGAACUUUGAAGUACUGAGUGCAGCUGAACAGGCACAAGCUAAGACUCUUCAAACCCAACAGUCCUUGUACAAACUGUACGAGAUCCAGUCCGCUCGGCAGAAUAAGGAAGUCUUCAAGGCACUGCAGUAUUCAAGCUCGCUCGGGAGCCAGAUAAUUUCUCUCGUUUCUCAGGUGUUCAACGCCGGCGAACCCAUCAUUAGGGGCCAGCUGAUCCAGCUAGCGCAAGAGUGGGACAGGAUUGUUGGAAAAGAUCGGCAAACAUGUCCACUUUCAGUGACACCGGAUGAUAUUAGAGAACAGGAACAUGAUCUGCAGAAAUGGGAGGAAGGGGUCCAGCUAAUGGAGGAUGUUCUCGACUCCUUGGGCGGUGUCGAGAACGGCUGGCAAGGCUGGGUCAGCCAUGAGGAUUACGAUCAGAUGCGGGACAAGCUCGCAGCAGUGAAGGAACAGUUCUUGGAUCAUAUGGCUGGGAGUCUGGAAGAGAGGGAAGCCUGGUCCAGGGUAUGGCCUUUUCAAGACUAG
Molecule: messenger RNA, 948 nt
Organism: Aspergillus terreus NIH2624
Lineage: Eukaryota; Fungi; Ascomycota; Eurotiomycetes; Eurotiales; Aspergillaceae
Exons: 2
Coding region: 1-948 (315 amino acids)
Cellular component (GO): mitochondrion
Source: RefSeq, a predicted model, not a curated record